Messenger RNA from Ylistrum balloti, 2110 nucleotides. Its product is annotated as ciliated left-right organizer metallopeptidase-like. The record is from RefSeq and is a predicted model, not a curated record. The transcript has 17 exons. Gene Ontology annotation, cellular component: membrane; cytoplasm. Bases 291 to 2075 code for a protein of 594 amino acids. Gene Ontology annotation, biological process: cell adhesion; proteolysis. NCBI's taxonomy places the organism in Eukaryota, Metazoa, Mollusca, Bivalvia, Pectinida, Pectinidae. Gene Ontology annotation, molecular function: metalloendopeptidase activity.
GCAGAUUUUUAUCAUCGUAGAUACACGGAUAAUCCUUAUAAUAAGUAACAUAUAUAUAUGUAUGUGUACUAUGUUAUAUAAACAUUUUUAGCAUACGUGAUCACAAAGUACCAAGAAAAGGAAUGAAGACAAUUAUCCUUUUUGAAGAAGGAUGAAAGGAAUGAGGAGGAACUUGAGUUCUGCCAAGCUGUCAUCGGACUUAUUUUUAUUUAGUAUCAAAGAAGAGUGAAGGCAAGGAGGGAUAUACACCUGUUCUGCCCAGUGUUGUCAUCAAACUUUAAUGAAAUUUUAUGAUGAUAUGCCAUUCAUUCAUUACAGUAAUAUUAUUAUUAUGCCUGACAAAUGGUGUAUACACAACCUGUGUUCAUGAUGAAGUUCAGCCUGUAGAUCCUGUAAAAGCUCAAGUAAUUUAUGAAGAAAGCACUCCACUUGAUGGUGUCCAUGUGAACAAGUGGAAAAGGUCAACAAACGGCCAUCAAUACCAAGCUAUCAGACUCAAGUUUUUCUACCUCGAUUUUGAUUUUGAGCUGACAGAAGCCGAAAGGAUCAGAAUCCAAAAAACUGUGACAGAUGCCAUUAGUUUCAUAGAACAUACAUUUUCAGUGAUACCAGUAAAUAGCAGUUUGUUACUGAAGAGGACAGGCUGUCGAAGAACGUGGCAUAAAGAGCCAAAUGCUGGAAAGUGUGCUGUAAUAGACAAGAAUUACAGAGAAGAGUAUUGUCAUGAUGCUGUGAAGAUUCCAGAGGCCCACCUCGGAUCCUUGAAGGUAUACCCUAAAGAUAGGGAGGAGGAAGUGGUGUUUCCCGCAGGGAAGGGCAUUCCUGAUGCAGACACUGUUCUCUAUAUCACAGCCAAAACAACCAAGACUUGUUACCAAAGGAAGAUUGUACUAGCUUACUCUGGUUAUUGCCAACUGGACCAAUAUGACCGCCCGAUCGCUGGUUAUAUCAAUUUCUGUCCCUUUCUGAUCAGAGCUACUAACAUGACACAAGAAAAAGUCUACAUGAGUGUUGUCCAUGAGUUGUUUCACGUACUGGGGUUCUCAAAAGGAUUGUUUGGCAAGUUCAGAGACUGCUCUCGUUCAGUUGGUGGAGAAUGUCCCAGAUAUAUGUCACGUGUGGUACGACAGAUCUACGGCAUCACACGUCUGGUUACCUCAACUGUGAUACAACAUGCCCAGAAUCACUUUGGCUGUCUGACUGAGGAGAGGUUUGGAGGACCACUACAUGUUGAGAAUGGGGUCAUUACUUCCCAUUGGAGUCCGAAGUUGAUGUAUGGUUCUAUUAUGGCUCCAAAGCUAGGAAUGGCUCACCAAACUGUGAUUGACCCUUUGACCUUGGCAUUUUUUGAGGACACUGGAUGGUACAAGGUGGAUUAUGACCAAGCUGGACUCUAUUUGUGGGGCAAAGAUACUGGGUGUAAAUUUGGAUCCCGUGAAAGUUGUCAGAAGUCCAACUUCUUUUGUAAGACUACAAAUCAUAAAUCCUGUCAUUAUCUCCACAAAGACAAAGGCCAAUGUCAGAUGGUGGACAGAUAUUGUGGUCUGGUGGACACUGAACCAGGGGACCAAUGCUCAGGGGAGAGUAAACACUCAAAAACAUCAAGUCUGGAGGUGUUUGGUCCAUCAAGUCUUUGCUUCAUGUCCAACCUAACAUUGUUGGAAGGUGAUGUUGCCCCACUGAAAGGAAUGUGUUUCCAGCACAGGUGUGAUAUUAAUCGAACUCUGGAGGUCAAAAUUGACAGUUCAGACUGGGUCACCUGUUACCAUGGUGAUAUCAUCACUGUGCCAGGUUUCCGAGGUUAUAUGAGGUGCCCAGAUAUUAAAGAAGCAGUUUGUCCAUUGGUCAAGGAAACAGUAAUUAUGACAACACUUCAAGAAAGCAGCACCAUAACACCGGAAGUAACAAUGUGGAAUCAGACCUCAUCAAUCCUAUACACUUCACCUACCUCAACUACCCAUAUACCAAUGACCAACCAGCAGAAUACAGUGUCAUCAAAUGCAAGCUCUUUCAAGAAGUUUCAGCUACAUCCAUUUCUGAUUAUUCUUCAUUCAAUAAUUUUUAUGGUAAAGUGAUUCAGCAUUGUGUAUCAUGUUAUGAUCAGGAUGAA